AUGGCCCUCAGCGCAAGCGACGAGGCUGAAGCAAAGCCUUCUACCCCCACUUUACCCUCCCCUUCUAUUCCCGCCACCUCUUCUCAAUCUCCGACAUGCCGACCAAUUCUCGUAUAUACACGUUCCCAGUUGCUCCAUCUCCAAGCCUCUCCUCUUGUAAAACCGCCAACCUCUAUGCCGGAACUCAAGCAUUGGUUUGGUGACCAUGAACCUAGCCAAAACAAAAAGGACUCUGAGCCGUCAACUCCGAACGGCACCAGAGAGCGACGAUUCAGGAGAGACGCUGAAGAUGGUGAAGCAUCAUCGCGACCCUCAUUUCGCUCUACCCUUUCACAACCAUCACAAAUGGGCAACUUCAAGCACCAGUCUUUACGCGACCGGGAGCGGGAUAGAGACGCUGACAAGGAGCGCGAACGAGACCUUCGGGAUAAGGAAGGGCAAGAAAGGCUUAGAAAUCUUUCCGACAAGUAUGACCGUGACAGGCUGGCUGCACCUGGCGGACGAAACAAAGAGAGAGAUAUUGCUCCUCAUCUCAGCGUUGAAGCCGCUACUCGUGGUUCCACUCAAUUGACAACCGCUCCACGCAGGGGAGAACGAGAACCUCGCGAAGGCACAAAGAAGAAGGUAGGGGAAAGUAAUGAGGAUUGGCGAAGAGUCGGCAAUAGUCGAGCUAAUCGGGAUGACGGUGAAACAGGUCGACCUCGAGCCCGCGACGGUUCUCGUUCCAGGAGAGACCAUUCUUCCAGCCGACGCGAGCGUGACCGGGAUGAUGACAAGGAAGACCAUCGCAGGACACGUGACGACCGACGAAGAGACGAGCAUCGUCGAGAGCGUGAUCGAGAUGCAGACAAAGAGGAAGAAGUGGACGAUCCUCGAAGGUGGAGGGAUGAUGGGAAACGUGAUGAGCGGAUGGCGGCUCGCCGUGCCGCUGAUCGCCAUGACAAAGCAUCACAGGAGAAUGGCGACAAUCCAGCAGACCGACGCUGGACAGUCGUCGAAGAACGUGAAGCCCGAACGAAGCGAAAUCACCGUGAUCGUCGAGCAGGUGGCGCGGAUGAAGCCAAAGACAAAGAGCGGGAGAAAGACAAAGAGCCCGCUUGGAUGGACACUUAUAUUCCCGAAUCAUCUGGCUCGACUGGUAUCCUUGGCGGAAAAGCCCCCAACGGUGAACUUGAUGGCAUCCAAGCAUGGAAGAAAGGAAUAAAAGAGAAAGAAAAGGCAGCGGCCAGCGCCCCGACACCCAAGAAGCAAUCGGCAGAGCCAGUCGAGAAGCCCAUGGAUGAAAUUCAACUUUUCCGUAUGAUGAUGAAGCGAGAGGAAGAGAAAAAACUUGCAGAAGGCUCUUCACCUGACCCAAGCGCCGCUCCCAAAGAGGUUGUAGCACCUCCUCCCGGAAUACCCAACAAACCAUCUCAAUUUUCUAAUCCUAUCUUAUCAGCACAACUCGCAAAACCACCCGAUGGUGUUGCUGGACCGUCUGCAUCACCAUCAAUAACUUUACCUCCCGCACAUGACCCGAAUUCCCUAUUAUCUAUCUUGGGAAAGGCUGAGCAAGUUACACGAACCUCACCGCUUAUCAACCCGAGUCCCAAUGUUGAUUUGGCUGCUGACCCACCCCCUGCAUCGUCACGAUUCUUCCCCAACCCCAUCAAUUCCCAAAACUCUACGAUACCCAACUCACCUGCUACCGACCCACCACAGUUUAAUCCUCCAGCAGGCUCCCGCGUUUUAGCGUUUGGGACAAGGUCUGCAGGGAAGCCGGCGAACUUCAAUGGCUUAGCUCAGCCGGAGCCUACUUCUUCGGCUCUGGCCAGUGCCUCCAUAUUGUCCAACGAGCUAUCACUCAACCAGCCUUCUGUCAAAACGGGGCCACACCGGAGUGGAUUCUCGCCGUUCGAUGACCCGACUGGGUCCAGCGAACCUCUUCGACGAACGAGCUAUGGCCUAGUUGCCGAGCCAUUUUCUGAUCGCUUCGCGAAAUACUUCGACAGUAAGAACAGGGAGCCGCCAGUCACCCAGAGCCCAGUUGGAUUUACCUCUCCAUCACCAAAUCAGAGUCAGAGAGAUGUCAAUGUUGGUUAUAAUCCGAUGGAGCAUCGGGUCAUGGACGGUUUACUUUCGAAGCUAAACAGCUCAGCUCAGAUCCAACGACCGAAUAUCCUGAACUCGGCGCCAUCUCCCGGUUUUAGUCAGCAAGCACAACAGCACAACUUGCAAAUGCUUCAGCAGCAACAGCAAAUGCAGAUGAAUAGCCGGUUAGAUUCGCUAUACGAUAGCCGUGUAGAGUUUGUGCCUGAUGGUAUGGUUCCCGGAUUACGGUCUGCGCCACCGCCUCGCAGUCGGGACAACGGCAUGUAUUCUGAUUCCCUCGAGGAUACCCUGCACUUUAGUCAACCUCGUCUACAACCACAACCACAGCCACAUCGACUUGACCCAAUGUAUAACCCCGUUUACGGGGGACGAAAUACGGGAAUUCCCAUCCAACCUCAAUACCGAGGCGCGCCAUCACCCAUAUCGCAGCAAAGGUUACCUCCUGGCCUGGCUAAUCUCGGCGGUCGGCCGCCACUCGAGAGCUCUCAGUUCAUGGGAAUGCCCCCGCAACAACAGUUCGCCAACAAUUUCGCUGUCAACAGUUAUGGCCAGCCGCAGAUGCGACCAGUACCGCCUCAACAUCAGCUCGCCAAUCUUGGGCAUGGGAAUCCAGCUUUGUUGGGUCUUGGCGGCAUACGUGGUGGUGGAGGGUUUGGCGGGCAGCAAGGACAGCAAAUCCAACACGCACUACGCGAGCAACAAUUACUUGUUCAACAACGCCAGCAGCAACAACAACAGCUCCCUCCUCAUAUGCUCAAUCACCACCUCCAACCACACCAGCCAGCCCAGGGCAAUGGCCAACCGGACCUCAUGGCGUUACUCAUGGCAGGACAUCGCGACUAG
Molecule: messenger RNA, 2934 nt
Organism: Mycena indigotica
Lineage: Eukaryota; Fungi; Basidiomycota; Agaricomycetes; Agaricales; Mycenaceae
Exons: 10
Coding region: 1-2934 (977 amino acids)
Source: RefSeq, a predicted model, not a curated record